Megalops cyprinoides (Indo-Pacific tarpon) is the source of this 5885-nucleotide messenger RNA. RefSeq names its product nck-associated protein 5-like. NCBI's taxonomy places the organism in Eukaryota, Metazoa, Chordata, Actinopteri, Elopiformes, Megalopidae. Gene Ontology annotation, cellular component: microtubule plus-end. The transcript is spliced from 18 exons. Gene Ontology annotation, biological process: microtubule bundle formation; microtubule depolymerization. Bases 231 to 5819 code for a protein of 1862 amino acids. The record is from RefSeq and is a predicted model, not a curated record.
GAGACGAGGGAGGUGGAAGGAGAGAGCAGUGUUGUGUUUCCCAGCUUGGAGCUGCUCUGUGGAUGCAAACUUUAUCAUCUUUGAGACCUCUGGCUAUCAGCAGCUGCCUGUAGGAAUACCAUGUUUGUUCAUUGAAGAGUUUCCCCCAGGAUGAACAAGCGUAGACAAGGGAGAAGCUGGCCGCCGCUCGCCUGCAGAGAGAAGUCUCACGGACCAAAGGCGAAGGAACAAUGUGGGAGAAGCUGAUGCGUGAGCUGGAGGAAGAGAGAGGCCUGAGACUGGACAGCAAGAAGCGUCUGCGGGAGGUGACGGAGGAGUCAGAGCUUAGCCCCGUGCAGAUGGUGUCCCUGCAGCAGCACUUCUCCAGGGUGGAAGAGACGGUGCGGACGCUGCUGCAGAACCAGGGGGCGCUGGAGCACUCCGCCAUGGACACCGUGGACCUCAUGAAAGCCUACAAGGAUAAACUCUCAGAGGAGGUGCGAAAGCAGCAGGAGAGCCUGCAGGAGGCGGGGCAGCCGGCAGAGGAGGCGGAGUCCCAGAGCAAUGGCGGCUGUGCAGAGGAGGACAGAGAUAAGGAGACCAAGGUCCUCCUGGAGAGGCUGCGGGCCCUGGAGGCAGAAAACUCGGCACUGGCGAUGGAGAAUGUGAACCAGAGGGAACAGUAUGAAAGGUGUCUGGAUGAGGUUGCAAAUCAGGUUGUGCAGGCUUUGCUAACUCAGAAGGACCUGAGAGAGGAGUGCCUGAAGCUUCGGACCCGAGUGUUUGAUCUGGAGCAGCAGAACCGGACCCUGAGUAUCUUGUUCCAGCAGCGGGUACGACCCGCCUCCGACCUGCUCCUCCAGAAACUUCAGUCUCGUAUCAAGGGCCUCUCAGCUGGUGACCUUAUUUUGGAGCCAGAAAGGAGUAAAAACGUCCUGUUGUCCCGAAACACUGACUCACCACCACAGGACGUCCAGCUGAACGGGAAGGCCAGUCUUCCUGUGGGAAAGUUUCCGAGCCAGCUGAGCCUGACGGUGCCGGCGGGGGCCUAUCCCAGAAGUAGCUGCAGCAGCAGCGAGCUCUCCCUGUCUAGCGCUUGCAGCGAGUACUCCAGCGGCUCUUACACCUGGAAUGAGGGGAGGUCCAGCAACAAGCUGUCUUCUUUGAACUGGGAGAAGAGAAUGAGCCUGGGAUCAUCAGCCCCCAGCAAUAUUUGUGCCCCCCCGGAGGAGCAGCUUCCCGCCCGCAGGAAAGAGUGCCAUAUUCUCGAGGGGCUGAGGAGGCUGCAGAGACGCAAACACCGGGAGCCCUCCGCUGUUGUAUCCAAAUCAGCCUACAAGGACUGCAUGAACUCCAAUGAAGGGAUAUAUUCCCUGGGGAUUAAAUGUGGCAAUCAGGGAGGCCCUAAACCCUCUACAACAGGCAAGUCUGCUGGACAGUGGAUGUGUGGCAAAAGGUUCGCUUAUGAUUCUGACGACGCAGAUGAUGAGUUGACACACCCUUGCAAUAUGGAUCGCUGGGAGCUGACCCGCAGGGCAUCAGAUGGCCUGCCUGGCAAAGAGGAGGAGCUGGGCAAUGGAGCAGCUAAGCACUCCUCUGUCACUGGGUACGACUCCAAGGAGAGGCCUGAGAAGCUCACAAGCUUCCUCAGCAGCUUUCUCUCCAGUUCUGCCCGUUCCACCAUGGGCUCCUCACUGCUACCCUGUAAGGUGAGCCCCAUGGAGGAUGACAGCACCCUCCCACACCACUCGGACUUGGACGAACUGGACCUGCGGGUGGACGAUGACAUCGGUCGGCUGGCUGAGCGGCCGGAGAAGGACCCCAGGCGUCUGUCAAGGGAGGCAGAUAAACCGUCAGUGCUCAAAGGCUUGCGGAGAGAGCACAGCCGAGCGCAGUCUGCGGAUAGCAGGCCCAGGCCCCUCAGCCUGAUUGAUCAGUUCAGGGGAUCCAAGAAUGCGCAGUCUGAGGAAUGCAUUGCGGUGAUCUUUGAUGCCGAGGACGGGGAGCCCAUCGAGCUCAGUUCACAGCCUGCUGUAGACGUGGCUCGAAAUGAGAUUCCAAGGCGCCGGCCGCAGAGCGCGUCCAUGGCAGACUACUCCCAGCUGGGUCCUCAGGGAAAACACCACAGUCACAAAGGAAGCAGUGUGAGGAACUACACUGUCUUACAGUCCCCAGAGAGGCCUGCUGAGCUUCAGUCCCCUGGCACAAGGAGGAAAAAUACCCCACCCCAGAGUGAGGGCUCACAGCAGCAAAAACUAAUAAAGCCUGCCCACCAUCGUGCUCUCAAAGUCCACUCUGUCCCUCCCAUGAAUGGUGCUUCCAGUCCAAAGGCUAAUUUCACCAAGAUCCCUGGUCGAGGGAAGGGAUCCCCUCUGAAGGUGCCCCCUGACGGCAGCGCUUCCCUGGCCCCACCGACUCAGGAUCGGUCUCCCUCCUCCCCUCCAGUCAAACUGUCCAAAGUUGCCAGACCUCCAGGAGGUGGUUAUUCUGCUCAGAGUCCAAAAGCCGUCCACCUGGGCUCCAAGCUUCCGUGCAGGACUGAGUUUGGGAAAGGCCCCACCUCUGGCAUCCCAGGGUCACCACUCCUGGCCAGGAGGCACCUAGAGCACAUGGACUUUGGUGAGCAGCCCACCCACGAUGUGGGACAGCAAAUCGAACUCAGGUCCCCUUCUCCGCCUCCACCUCCAGGUCGCUCUACCUCCCUGCUAAUUAGACCAAACUAUGACAGCACGCCACAGGCCCUCAAGCCUGGGGUUCACACCCCCACGCCCAGCACUGUGAGGGGAGCCCCCCCCGGCUCCCAAACACACCCUCACGCCCCAUCAUCUAUGGUUAAUACACAGCAUUCAGCUUCUCACAAGAGCCAGGAUACUGCUCCUUGGGACUCAAUCUGUGGUGCAGAGGAGAUGCCUCAGAGGUUAGUGGACAGUGCUGGCCACCACCUGCAAAAGUCCCCUGCCUCUUGUCGGACUCCAAUGAAGGGGUCACCAAAACGGGUCUCUGCAAAACUGCACCCCUCCUUAGCCUCAGGGCAUACCCAGGAUCUCCAUGACUCUGUAUCCAAAGGUCCGAAAAAUGCCCCGCAGAAAGGCUUUUCACUGCAGAGUACACCUAGUGGUAAGAAAGGACAGCCCCCUGAGAAUGAGUACCCCAUACUGUACAAAACCUCAGGCAGCUUGCCUAUAUCUCUGCAGGGUCAUUCACCAGGUGUGACAGGAUCACUAGGGUCUGCACUGCAGCCUCCCCAGGUGACUCCAAACUCCACAACCAUUGGGAUCAGCCCGCAGAAUUCUGCUGAAAGGGGCACAAAGACACGUAUUCCCAUUGGCUUGAAAGCCCUGGUUAAAUCACCUGCUUCGCUGAGAGAAAGCUCCACCCUACCAGAACAUCACGAGAAAGAUCAUGUUGACGCUCCGUCCCAAGGUUCAGCCAUGGUCAAUUCCUUCAACUUGCGUGAGGUACCACAGAAAAUGUUUGGUUUUGAAGCGGCACCGAGGAGGUCCAAAGUCGAUACAAAAAAUGAAACCCGCUGCAACUCCAUGGAUGGGCAGCUUCUCCCCCCAGUGGUGAUUGAGAAUGGCGCAGUUUGUGAUGAGCUGGAUGGGGAAGGUAGGCUGUUCAAGAGAUCCAUCUCAGUGACGAAUAAGCCCCACUUAAAGCCCGCCCUUGGGAUGAACGGGGCUAAAGCACGCAGCCAGAGUUUCAGCACCCACUACAUGCAGAGACCGUGCAUCAGUACAUCAGAUGGACCCGGGAAGGUCCGCACCCACAUCAUAACAAACACAGGUGAGCGGGGAAGCUCUUUGACCAGGCAGAGCUCGCUUGGGGAUGGAUUCCAAACUAAAUCCACUGGUGGGUCACGGGAGACCCUGCCCCUCUCCUCUGGUACCAGACAGUUCCCUCAUGGAGGUAUGAGUGGCUCCAACAGCAACCAUGGACUUCCAGUCAAGGCUACCCCCAGGGCUGGCCCGCAGAAGGAGGUCCACAGUCUACCUCUCAGUGACAGAAUAAACCUCAAAAGCUCCAGACAACCAGCAAAGGUGGCAUCCCACCCCCAGUUCAACACAACAUCAUUUCCCCUCUUUAGCCCUGAUUUACCAGCAGAGGGUAUGGGGAACAGGCUGCUCAAUACCAACAAAUUGGACCUAAGUGUCUCUCAACAGACUAGCAGCAGUACAGGGCCUGAAGAACCAGAAAAACUCCUGAGCCACUCUGCCAGCACCAUCGAGGAGAAGGUAAUGAUGGGCAUCCAGGAAAAUGUAGAGAGAGGCCAGGCGCAGAACAAGUCACAGACUUCCGAGUCUAAGCAUAAGACAGGCUCAUCCUUGGCUAACUGGUUUGGCUUCCGCAAAAGCAAACUACCAUCUCUGGGGGGCAAGAAAACAGACUCCCCUAAAGGAAAAGAGGAGAAAAAAGAGCUCAAGAUUGGAUCUGUGCUAGGAGGAAAGCAGACAAAGCCUGACAAAAUGAAGGAUAAGAAGAAAAACGAACUGCAGCGCAAAGAUAGUCGAGAGCAAAUGGUGACAGAAAACAUGGAUAAACAAGGUUUACGUAUGGAUCAUUGCAAUAUUGAUAUGGGACAGCUGACAAAUCAGAUGCAACGUUCAACAAGCUACAUGGGAAAAGAUCAGUUCAUGAAAGAGAUUCUGAUCAGGAGUGUAACAAAAGACGAUUCCCACGGUGCACCUCUUCCUGGCAACCCCAUCGCUCCCCAAGGCAUCCCCAGUGAAAAGAGAGGAAUGAAGGCAGAUAUCGAGAUUCAUGUUGAUUCCAAGACAAAGACUGUGACCCAGAAGAUCAACCUCAGGGCUGAGAAAGAGGUAGAUCUCGAACCUGAGCCCAACUGUCAAGACCAUGUGAUAGGCUCCAGCAGCCAGACCCGAACCUUGGACAGUGGAAUUGGGACCUUCCCCCUCCCUGACUCCGUCACUCGGGUAACCGGGCGGCACCUCCCUAAAUCCACCUCCAGCCCUGGGCAUCCACUCUGUGCACCCGCUGAGCCUGCCAAAGACCUCCCUGCCACGUCACCAUCCGAACCAAAAGUGCCUUUCCUUUCAAAAAACAGUCAGAACGUCCCAUGCAGCACUGGCCUCACCUUCUCCAAUCCAACAGUGACGCUCAACAAUAUGUGUGAUCCAGAAAGCCAUCUGCAGAAACCAGCUGCUUCCGGUGUGAUGAAAGCCAAGAGAUUGAGCCAGAGUGACAGCAAAACAGACCCUGCCCACAGUCCAGAGGAUGGGAAGAGGAAGAAUAAUAACCACAGCCCACUCAAUGACAGAGUGCUGCGUGUGUGCACCUACUCAGGUAGUAGCAGUGAAAAUGAAUCAGACCCAGAGUAUGAGGCCACCGCAACCCGUCUUGGUCACGAUACACUGCUCAGCAAAACCAGGAACAGAAAGCAAGUGGACCAAGAGGAGGAAGAAAUGAAGGGCAGCGUGGGAAACCACCUGUCAAUCAUGGACUACUACCAACAAGAAGUGCUCGUCCACAACGGGAAGGAGGAGCACAGGAACAGCACCCAGUACAACUCAGCAGAUACAGAGGGCAAAUCCCAUAAGAAGAAUGAACUGGACAAGACAACAGGGGAUGAAAAGAGUCUGGGCUUUCCGGGCGUCUCCUUGGAGUCUCUCAACAAGCUCAACAGCAAUGGCGGGCCUUUCCCAGAAGGCGAGCAGAAGACUGCCGUGGGUAAGGCCACCGAGAAGAAGGGGGAGCGUCAGACCGACGAGCCGUCGUCAAGCUGCUCUGACAAGCCCGAGGUGGACAAUCAAGGCUCACUCAGCGACUCGCUGUACGACAGCUUCUCCUCGUGCACCAGUCAGGGCUCCAACGAGGUCUAGAGACAGCGGUUUUUCGAAGGCGCGUUUGUUUUUGUGGGACCAACAAAGCACUUAAUUUAGGGAGAG